AAACAUAAUAAGAGGGUUAAAAGUGGGAUUUACCCGGUUCCGCUUCAUGCCACAUUUGUUGUUGAUAGAGUUGUUUCCCUGUGUGCUGUUGCAGAGUUCAAGGCCGCCUUUGACAUCUUCGUACAAGAUGCGGAGGACGGCUGCAUCAGCACCAAGGAGCUGGGGAAGGUGAUGAGGAUGCUGGGCCAGAACCCCACACCAGAGGAGCUGCAGGAGAUGAUUGAUGAGGUGGAUGAAGACGGGAGCGGCACGGUGGACUUUGAUGAGUUCCUGGUCAUGAUGGUGAGGUGCAUGAAGGAUGACAGCAAAGGGAAGUCAGAGGAAGAACUGGCAGAGCUGUUUCGCAUGUUUGACAAGAACGCAGAUGGUUACAUCGACCUGGACGAGCUGAAAAUGAUGCUGGAAUCUACAGGAGAGGCAAUUACCGAGGACGACAUCGAGGAGCUGAUGAAAGACGGGGACAAGAACAACGACGGCAAAAUUGACUACGAUGAGUUCUUGGAGUUCAUGAAAGGAGUGGAGUAAUCCUGAACAAGACAAGAUCCAGAGUGUUAUUUUUGUAUUUCUCUGUGACUCCACGGUCCUCUGUGGUGAAACUGGAAGCUCACUUAUAGAAACCGCUUAUAGAAACAAUGGAACGACUUUGCAAGAUUCAGUCGAAUACUGUAGCUUAAUGUUUCUGUAUUUUUCUACCAUCUCUUGCAUCGUUGUAAAUACAGUUUGUAACUAGUUUUGGUGCCCAUGUAUACAGAAUUUGUGUAAAUGUAUCCAAAUUACUUAUAUUUUCUAUGGAGGCCACAUAGUAUACCAGUUUGGCUGCUCAAAAUAUCAACUUUGUGUUUGUUUCCGACUAAAUCUUAUCUCUAAGGUGCCACAGCCGGUUUACAAAUCUUCUUAUUGAGAGGCUGAUAUUUUUUAGCUGGGAAGGAAAUGUAAAUGUCCACAAAACAGAACAUAGUCAACAUAGUUGAUACUAUUAAUACACCAGAAUCUUUUAGACUCAUCUUACUUUUUGAACAAUGUGCUGGAUCCAGUUUGUGAACUGUACAUGUUCUGAUUUGCACAUUGUAUACAUUUCUGUAAAGAUACCCUCAGGACUGUUUAUCCCCCUCUCAUGCCCCUGGAACGUCUGCAUAUUUCGACAUGAAACGUCUGUUUGGAAUGUGCGGUCAUGUAAUAAACAAGAUGCAUUUGUCUAAGCAGUCCUUUUGUCAAUAU
Molecule: messenger RNA, 1218 nt
Organism: Centropristis striata (black sea bass)
Lineage: Eukaryota; Metazoa; Chordata; Actinopteri; Perciformes; Serranidae
Gene: tnnc1a
Product: troponin C type 1a (slow)
Exons: 4
Coding region: 172-525 (117 amino acids)
Cellular component (GO): myosin II complex
Molecular function (GO): calcium ion binding
Source: RefSeq, a predicted model, not a curated record